AUGAAUGGAACAAUAGACGGACUGACAGCCCAUGAGAGGCAGCUUCUCCGUGAUGUCGAAGCUCAUAGGCAAGACUACGGCGACAUACUCCGUCAGUUUUUCAAAAUCAUCGCCCCCAUCGGAAUCCUGCUGAACUCUAUUUUUCUCUUCGUAGUAAUUCGAGUGAAAUCCAUGCGCACGAUCAUCAACGUCUAUCUGUCGAAUUUAGCAGUGGCUGACGCUACCUAUCUGAUCAUAAACAUGUCAGCAGCAUGGGCGAUAGAAUAUACACACAUAGCUUCAGGUGCUUACUUGACCUUAGUCAUAGCUUCUUCAACGAUGCAGAUUGCUUCGUACGGCUUCGUGACUGUCAUAGCGGUUGAAAGAUUCUCCGCCGUACGUCAACCGCUAACCCAGAGAGCGCGAGCGAGCAAGUCACGAGCAGGCAAGGUAUCAGCAGGCGUCUGGGUUGCGGCAGUUGUCACUGGCGUUUUGGCUGGACUCGCAAAUGAUACCAAUUAUGUCACUAACGUGGUUUUAAAUCAAGUAUGUGUGGUCAUCGUCAUCUUGAUUUUCCUGGCUACGUUUACCAUAACUAUUACCUCGUAUAUUUACAUCGUUAUUAAGUUAUGCCACAGUGACCGAGAGCGUCAAGCAGGCCAAACCCGUCGAGUUUAUCCCGUCGUCCGCAUGCUGGUCAUCAACACUGCUGUCUUCUUCGUCCUCAAUUUAAUGGACAUUGCUUUCAAUGUCAUCAACAUUUUAAUGUUGUUCUCCAUUUACAAGGGAGCAGAGGCUUUUAUCGAUAUCUACUGGACCUGCACCGACGUGAAGGUCUGCUUAGGAAUCGUUCGCCAUAUCAACAGCUCCAUCAAUACUCUGGUGUACAGCGCGACGAACAGUCAGUAUCGAGCGGCUUUCUUGGAGGCUUUCCCCCCGCUGGCAAAGCUCCUUCGACUGCGCCGCCGCUGCCGCCGACCGCAGCAGACAGAGCAGAUAGAACUUCGAAUGAUUCCACCAGCGAAGGCCGCUCAAGAAUCACUGGCCCAAGCGCACUGA
Molecule: messenger RNA, 1038 nt
Organism: Patiria miniata (bat star)
Lineage: Eukaryota; Metazoa; Echinodermata; Asteroidea; Valvatida; Asterinidae
Product: somatostatin receptor type 2-like
Exons: 1
Coding region: 1-1038 (345 amino acids)
Biological process (GO): G protein-coupled receptor signaling pathway
Cellular component (GO): plasma membrane
Molecular function (GO): G protein-coupled receptor activity
Source: RefSeq, a predicted model, not a curated record